This is a messenger RNA of Rotaria socialis, 894 nucleotides long. NCBI's taxonomy places the organism in Eukaryota, Metazoa, Rotifera, Eurotatoria, Philodinida, Philodinidae. The record is from the annotation of a GenBank genome assembly.
AUGCCUUUCUGUGAACUUUUUAUACCUGUUGAUUCAAGUACAACAGAAGAUAAUCUUUCAAAAUUAUUAAUUUCAUGUUUUGAUCUUGGUUAUGAUCGAGUUGUUCUUUCUCAAACGGAUAAUUUACGUGCGUCGAAUUCGAAUUCAUCUUCAGCGAAAAAAAAGAAACAAAAAAUCAGUGAAACCGAGCUAGUUACGACAGCAUCAUCAUGGACAUGUCCCAAACGAUUUGUUGCUCGUAUACCUGAUUUAAUUAUCCAACGAUGUCGUUCAACAAAUCGCAAAUUUCGUCUUUAUUCUCGUAUCAACGUAAUUGUUCAUGACAAUCAAUCAUUGCAUUAUUUGAAACGUGCAGACGUACAACAGCAUUUUGAUAUAAUUUCAUUGCAACCAGCAUCCCGCGAUAUUCUUCUCUAUUUACUCAGUUCAACAACUAUACAGCAUGAAUUACUUGUGCUUGAUCCAAGUGAUGCUGAACUUCUGCCAUUUCCAACAAAACUAAUGCGUGCAACUGCUGAACGCGGCGUUACAUUUGAAUUGAUCUACAGUAAUGCAUUACGAGAUUCAUUUGAACGACGAAAUUUACUUGCAUUCGGUCGAUCACUUGCAACGAAUAUUUUUAAACACGGACAAUCAAUUGUAUUUAGUUCAAAUGCAAAAAAUCCAUUACAAAUUCGUUCGCCAUAUGAUAUGAUGGAAAUCGGACAAUUGUUUGGAUUCAAUCAAGAAAUAUCAAGAAAAUUGGUCGAUCAAAAUCCUAUGGAUGUUCUAGCACGUUCUUUUAGUCGAAAACAAACUGUACAAGGAACAGCAUGGUUGGAAACAGCAACAGAUGAGAAAGAAGAAGCAACAACAGUUAAACCAUUUGUAGCGACUGAAACCAUUCUUCUUUAG